Molecule: messenger RNA, 1652 nt
Organism: Drosophila innubila
Lineage: Eukaryota; Metazoa; Arthropoda; Insecta; Diptera; Drosophilidae
Product: UDP-glucuronosyltransferase 2B15-like
Exons: 2
Coding region: 28-1632 (534 amino acids)
Molecular function (GO): UDP-glycosyltransferase activity
Source: RefSeq, a predicted model, not a curated record
UCUUGGCAAAAUUCUUGCUUCAUAAACAUGGAUCGUUCCAAAAGUCGAGACUUGCUGCUUGUGAUAGUGAGUGCUCUACUUAUCAGUGGCAGUCAAGGUGGAAAUAUACUUGGAGUAUUUACGAGUCUGAGUCCCUCGCAUUUGAUAAUACAAAUGUCAAUGGCAAAGGUGUUGGCGGAGAAUGGACACAAUGUGACUGUGGUGACAUCUCUGAAUCCUCCUGUCACCCACAAGGAUAUCAAGGUUGUACAGGUGCCCCUGACCGAGGAAGAGCAUCAGAGGUUGAGUUCAAGUAUUGGAAACAUGGCGAUGAGGGAUAACAGCAACAUGAUUACAUCCAUGUUUCGGACUAUAUCACAAAUGGGAUUUAUGUUUGACAAAAUGAAGGAAGUGAUCAUGGAUCAGCGAGUCAAGGAUCUGUACGAGAACAAGGACAACAAGUUCGAUCUGGUUAUGAUGGGUUUCUUCUUGAACAACUAUCAACUCGGCAUCGCACAUAAGCUGAAAGUACCCGUUGUGAUGGCGGCUUCAAUGCCACUAAGUGAAUUAUUUAAUAGCAUGAUGGGAAAUCCAAACGCGUUCUCAUAUGUGCCAGUAGCGAGUCAGCCUGUCGAAAAAGGGAGUGUAAUGACCUUCCCUCAAAGAAUGAAAAACUACUUUUCCAUUUUGGCAAUGAAAGUCUUCUUUUAUAUUCUAGACAACAAUAAUAUCAAGGCAUACAAAGAAGUCUUUGGAGACGAUCCAAAUAUGCCAGACUACGAUGAUCUAACAAAGAACGUGUCUCUCGGAUUCUUUGCCUCUCACGCCCUCAGCGAGGGGCCCAUCAGACCCAUUGUUCCCGCAGCUAUUGAGGUGGGAGGCAUACAAAUUAAGGACACGCCCGAUCCGUUGCCCAAGGCGAUCAACGAUUUCUUAAGUAAAGCAACAAAUGGGGCUAUUCUCCUGUCUCUAGGAUCCAAUGUGAAGGGGAAGCACUUGAAGCCCGACACAGUCCACAAAAUGUUCAAUGUGUUGUCAAAACUAAAGCAGAGCGUCAUAUGGAAAUGGGAAGACCUGGAGAAUACUCCGGGCAAGUCUGCAAAUAUACUCUACUCCAAAUGGCUGCCACAGGAUGAUAUUCUAGCCCAUCCCAAAGUCAUACUGUUCAUAACUCAUGCUGGAAAAGGCGGCAUCACAGAGGCACAAUACCAUGGAAAACCCAUGCUGGCACUUCCCAUGUUUGGUGAUCAGCCCGGCAAUGCUGACAGAAUGGUUAAGGAGGGAUUCGGUCUCAGCUUAAGUUUGCUGACCCUUGAAGAGCAGCCCUUCCAAGAGAGCCUCGUUGAGAUCUUGAAUAAUCCUCAAUAUGCACAAAAAGUGAAGACCUUCUCCUCCCUCUACCGAGAUCGACCCAUGUCCGCUCGCCAGACUGUACUCUACUGGACCGAAUAUGUCCUCCGUCAUCAUGGAGCUCCUCAUCUGCAGAGUCCCCUGGUACACAUGAGCUUCAUAGCAGCUAAUAAUUUGGACGUUUUUGCUUUGCUAGCGAGUAUUCUGUUUCUAUUCCUUUAUUUAAGCAAGUUUAUACUGUGCCUUAUAAUCAGAAAACUUAAAAGUAAUGCGAAAAACGUUAAGAAAUUAAAAAAACAUUAGGUAUAAAAUUGCAACAAGAA